Molecule: messenger RNA, 1134 nt
Organism: Miniopterus natalensis
Lineage: Eukaryota; Metazoa; Chordata; Mammalia; Chiroptera; Miniopteridae
Source: RefSeq, a predicted model, not a curated record
ACAGGUUCCUGGGUGAGCAGUAGGCCUCUGUCCCCCUUUCCUGGGGCUCUUGGAUGGGACCUUGCUCUGGAAGGAGACAUGGACCUCUGGCUUUGGUUAAUUUACUUCCUGCCAGUAUCUGGAGCUCUGAGGAUGCUCCCAGAAGUCAAGCUGGAGGGGAUGCUGGGUGGAUCUAUUGUCAUUGAGUGUCCACUUCCUGAAAUGUCUGUGCGGGUGUAUCUGUGCCGAGAGAUAGCUGAAUCUGAAGCAUGCAUCACCGUGGUGUCCAGCAAGAACUACAUCAGGAAGGAAUACAAGCACCGAGCCACCUUGACGCUGUAUCCAGAGCACAAUCUGUUCCUAGUGGAGGUGACAGAGCUGACCAAGAGUGACAGCGGAGCCUAUGCCUGUGGGUCAGGCCUGAACACAGACCGGGGCAAGACCCAGAAAGUCACCCUGGAUGUCCGCAGUGACUAUGAUCCUUUCUGGGAAGAAGUGCCAUUUCCCAAGCAUCCAGCAUGGUUUGAGAGAUUGCUACACAUGCCCCCUUGGUUCCAGAACCCUGCACUUGUCAGUUCCUUCGAAUUCAUACCCAAAGUAACCACACAAGCUCCAAGGACAGAGGCCCCUCCAGAGCACCACUCCUCCCCCACCACCCCAAUCACCCACCACCCUCCAGUUUCCAGAUCAUCUCCAGUGGUAGCUGCCAAGUCCACAACUUUCCUGCCAUCCACCACGGGCCCAAAGUCCUCGACACCGGAGGGGCUGCUCAGGCCCCAGACAGCCAGCUACAAUCACCACACCAGGCUUCACAGGCAGAGGGCGUUCAACCACGGCCCAGCGUCCCCAGUGGAAGUCCAAGGGUUUCACAUCCUGAUGCCCACCGUCCUGGGCCUCAUCCUGCUGAUGUUUCUGGGGCUGCUGGCGAAAAGGGUCAUUCAAAGGAGGAAAGAUCUAAGUGUUUUCAAGUCACCUCAGGUGUCUGAAGCUCCCUGGCCCCACAUGCUGUCUCUGAGGACGAGCUGUGAAUAUAUGAGCAUUUCCCACCAGCCUGCUGCCAAAAUGGAGGCCGCUGAUUCAGAUGACUAUGUCAAUAUCUCCUGCCUAGCCCACCCCUCCAGCUAUCCCCCUGGGCCCAGAACUCAGUGCCAAUGA